Molecule: messenger RNA, 1408 nt
Organism: Dioscorea cayenensis subsp. rotundata (Guinea yam)
Lineage: Eukaryota; Viridiplantae; Streptophyta; Magnoliopsida; Dioscoreales; Dioscoreaceae
Product: WAT1-related protein At4g30420-like
Exons: 7
Coding region: 38-1117 (359 amino acids)
Cellular component (GO): plasma membrane
Molecular function (GO): transmembrane transporter activity
Source: RefSeq, a predicted model, not a curated record
CUUUUCAAACAUAAAAACACAAACACACCUGCAAGCAAUGAAGGAGGGAAGGGUUGAUCAUGGUUUGAAAGAAAUGGUUGCAAUGGUGGUGGUGCAAAGUAUAUAUGCAUGCAUGACCAUCUUUUCCAAAGAAGCAUUCACAGAGGGCAUGAGCAUCAUAGUCUUCGUUGUUUACAGACAAGCUAUAGCUUCACUUCUCUUGAUACCUACAUCAAUCCUCAACAGAGGGAAGAUUGAUCACUUGGCUUUGGGGUUGAAAGGAUUUCUUUUGGUGUUUCUUAUUUCUUUUGUUGGUCCCUUCAUGACCCAGUACUUGUACUACAAUGGUUUGGAUUUAUUAUCGUCUUCUCUGGCUACUGCAAUGGCCAAUACCCUCCCAGCUGCAACUUUUCUCAUGGCUCUUGUUUUUGGUGUUGAGAAACUAAAACCAAAAAGCUUGAGAACCUAUGCCAAGAUCUUUGGAACUCUAAUCUGUGUAGCAGGAGCUGUUUGCAUGGCUUUGUACAAGGGCUCCAAGCUUCAUAACAUUAAUUUAUUAGAAGAAAAAUGGAUCAAGGGGUUCCUAUUUCUCAGUGGAAGCAUUUGCUGUUGGUCUCUUUGGUUAAUUCUGCAGGCAAUAAUUUGUAAGAAUUAUCUUGAUCCAUUAUCACUAGCAACCUGGGUGUCUUUCUUAUCAACUAUGCCAUCAUUUAUCCUGGCACUAAUCAUAGAAACAAAUUCAAAUGCUUGGAUAAUCAAAUCUGUUUCUCAACUUCUGUCUUGCUUAUUUGUGGGAAUAUUUGGAUCUGGUGUGACAUUUUAUCUUGUAUCUUGGGUAAUUGCAUCAAGAGGACCUGUGUUUUCUGCAUUGUUUGCACCACUCAGCCUCGUGAUCACUACGAUCCUCGGUGCAUUGCUGCUUCAAGAAAAUGUCUACGUUGGAAGCUUGGUUGGUGCUACUUCUGUCGUUGGUGGAUUGUACAUGGUUCUGUGGGGAAAAACAGAGGAUUAUGAAACCAAAGCUAAGGUAGAUCAAAAAGAUGAUUCAACAGAACAAGAUGAUGUCCAAAGUAGUUUGCAUGAGUCUCUGCUGAUUGGAAGAGACCAUGAUAUUGAAGGACAUCUGCAGAUUAACUAAGCCACUGUCAUUGUAGCGUACGUGCUAGUUCUCUAUAUUUAUUAUUUGGAGUGGAUUCUGGGACAUGGAUUUAUAGUUGAAUUUUGGUGUGAUACUGAAUUUGUAGUUUGGGUCAUGAUAUUGUUGAUAUUGUAGGGAAAAUCUGAGGAUUAUGGAACGGUUGAUCAACGGGAUGUUCCUAGUGUCUGGUACUUUGGGACUUGGGAGUUUGAUGUUUAAAAGUCCACUAUUUAAUCUUUUUUUUUAUUAUUGAAUAUUAGUUAUCAAGCUUUUAAAUCAUUGAACUCGCUU